Molecule: messenger RNA, 11487 nt
Organism: Centrocercus urophasianus (Greater sage-grouse)
Lineage: Eukaryota; Metazoa; Chordata; Aves; Galliformes; Phasianidae
Gene: EPB41
Product: erythrocyte membrane protein band 4.1
Exons: 17
Coding region: 8-2488 (826 amino acids)
Biological process (GO): cortical actin cytoskeleton organization
Cellular component (GO): cytoskeleton; plasma membrane
Molecular function (GO): actin binding; structural molecule activity
Source: RefSeq, a predicted model, not a curated record
CACCACCAUGACAACAGAGAAGAGCCCAGCGGCAGACCCCGAAAACUCAGAGCGGCAGCAGGCGAAGGAGGAGGAAGGGGCUGCCAACACACAGAAGCAGGAGGCGUCCCCAGAGCAGGGGUCGGGGCCCAAGCAGAAGGCAUCCAACGGCAACACACCCACGGCUGAGGAGCAGGGCCGGAAGGAGCGCCGUGCCUCCGAGGGCCGCGGUCUCUCCCGCCUCUUCUCCUCCUUUCUCAGGAGGCCCAAGUCCCAGGUGUCUGAGGAGGACAGAGACACCGAUGUGCCCAAGGAGGGCGGAGGGGACCAGAAGGACUCAGGGGUAGGAGCCAACCCUGACGAGGAGGAGGAGAUCCUGGUGAAGGCCCCGAUUGCGGCUCCCGAACCGGAGCUGAAGACAGAUCCAUCUCUUGACCUCCACUCCUUAAGCAGUGCAGAAACGCAGCCUGCGCAGGAGGAGAGGAAGGAAGAGCAGGAAUCAGACAGCAAAGACCUCGAGGGCAAGGAAGGAGGUGAAGGGAAGGAGGAGAGCGCUGAGGCAGAGCUGAAGCCAGAGGCUGCAGAGCCCAAAGCAGACAAGGAUCUGAAAGCUGCCCAGAGAUCCAUAAGAAGACACAGAAACAUGUACUGCAAAGUUGUCUUGCUGGAUGACACCAUCUUUGAGUGUUCUGUGGAUAAACAUGCCAAGGGGCAGGAUCUACUUAAGAAAGUCUGUGACCACCUUAAUCUCCUGGAAGAAGACUAUUUUGGUUUGGCCAUAUGGGACACGCCAACCUCCAGGACGUGGCUGGAUCCUACCAAAGAAAUAAAAAAACAAGUUCAUGGAGGCCCCUGGGAUUUUACUUUCAAUGUCAAGUUUUAUCCUCCGGAUCCUGCUCAGCUGACAGAGGAUAUAACGAGGUAUUACUUGUGUCUUCAGCUUCGACAAGACAUCAUCUCAGGGCGGCUGCCUUGUUCCUUUGCCACUUUGGCUCUGCUGGGUUCCUACACAGUGCAGUCCGAGCUGGGGGACUACGAUCCUGACCUACACAGCACAGAUUACAUCACUGAAUUCAAACUGGCUCCAAACCAGACCAAAGAGCUUGAAGAGAAGGUUGUGGAACUUCAUAAAACGUACAGAUCCAUGACUCCAGCCCAAGCAGACCUGGAAUUCCUUGAGAAUGCAAAGAAGCUGUCUAUGUAUGGAGUUGACCUUCACCACGCCAAGGACUUGGAAGGGGUGGAUAUCACUCUGGGAGUCUGUUCCAGUGGCCUUCUUGUUUACAAAGAUAAGCUGAGAAUCAACCGCUUCCCUUGGCCCAAAGUCCUGAAGAUUUCCUACAAACGCAGCAGCUUCUUUAUUAAGAUUCGCCCAGGGGAGCAAGAGCAGUAUGAAAGUACAAUUGGAUUCAAGCUACCAAGUUACCGGGCAGCAAAGAAGCUGUGGAAAGUAUGUGUUGAACAUCACACAUUUUUCAGGCUGACUUCGACUGAGGCCAUCCCCAAGAGCAGAUUCCUGGCUCUGGGCUCCAAGUUCCGUUACAGUGGGCGGACGCAGGCGCAGACCAGGCAGGCGAGUGCCAUGAUUGACAGACCUGCACCCCAGUUUGAGCGCACAGCGAGCAAGAGAGCCUCCAGGAGCCUCGAUGGAGCUGUGGCAGUGAUAACACCUGAGAGGAGCCCCCGGCCCACCUCUGCUCCUGCCAUCGCCCAGAGCCACGUGGCUGAGGCAGCCCCAGCUAAGCCUGAUGCCAAGGAAGCCCUCGCUGCAUCAAAAGUAGAAAAGGAAGCACUGAAAGCUGAGGCGAAGCGUGAGGAGGUCCUCCCAGAGAGAGCCAAAGCAGAGCAAGCUGAGGCAUCUAAGGUGAGGAAAACGCACAUUGAGGUCACAGCACCCACUGCGGCUGGUGACCGACCCCAGCAGCCUGCAGAAAAAGAGGAAGAGCUGAUAAGAAUGAGGAAGAAGAGAUCAAAGAGACUAGAUGGUGAAAACAUUUAUAUCAGGCAUAGCAAUUUAAUGUUGGAGGAUCUAGAUAAGACCCAAGAAGAAAUAAAGAAGCACCACGCCAACAUCAGCGAGCUGAAGAAGAACUUCAUGGAGUCUGUCCCUGAGCCUCGCCCGAGUGAAUGGGACAAACGUUUGUCCACUCACUCCCCGUUCCGAACGCUCAAUGUCAACGGGCAGAUUCCGUCGGGAGCGGAUGGAGUAAAGAAAGUCACUGUCCUAUCUUCUGAGAGACAGGUUGGUUGGUGGCAGACACAGGAACGUCCUCUGUUAGUGCAGGAUGAAGACAAACUAAAAAAGCAGCAGAUCCCUACUGAGACAACAUUUCCCCAGCAAGCAAGCGAAGAAACUCUUCCAAAGGUUUCUAUUCCGAUUCCUGAAGAGCAUAAAUCACUCAAAAAGUGCCAGCUGUACUCUAGAAUUUUUCCAUCUCCACGUAUCCCCUUUAUGAUGUCUUUUCUUGUGGUGGUAGCACUGACUGUUUGGUGGCUGCUGUUUCUCUGAGUGGGAACAGGGUCAUGCAGAAACCUCAAGACCAAAGCUCCUGAAUCUCUUGGCCGUGGCAUCAGCUGCAUCCUCCUUGUCCUGGGCUCUGAUCUGCGCAGCUCGUUGCCCCUGGGGGGGGCACCCUGUGACAUUUGCUUUAAUCCUGCUGUUCUCUGUGUGGCUGUGAGCUGGGGCCUGGCAGGAGUGGUAAUGGAUUGCCGCGGAUGUCGGGAUGCCUCGGAAAUACAUGUUCCCAAUUGCAGAUGCUUGGGCUGUAAGAGGGCAGGCUGUGUGGCAGGAGGUCUCCCUCCAUGCAGCCACUGCUGAAGAUUUGCUGUUAGGCUUGUUUCAAACAUAAGGUGUUCACAAGCAGGACGUCUGAUGGUGAUCCAGAAACCCAAAGAGGCUUUUCAGCAACCUACUGAAUCCAAUCCAUAACCACUCCUUCUCCAGGAAACUAAGUCUGGCAUUGAGAUAAGUAGCAUUGAUCAUCAGUGCUGCUGUUACUGUUAACUUAGAGACAGGGACAGGCAGCUUCUCAUUCUCCCAGUGGGAAGCCCUUGGCAAAGCAUCACAGCUUCCAUCUUGUGCCCGUAUUCUCAUUUCAAAGCAACUGCAUCGUUUUGCAGGAGGAAAUGCAUUAGAAGGAAAUACUUAUUGUAAGCAGAGGUCGAUUAUUUUUCUCUCUCUGGUGGUCUUGAUAUGCCCCAGCUGUGUUCUUUUUAAUUUGUGUUGAACUAACUGUAGCAUGUUUGCUUAAGUGACAGGAAUGGGAAAACCCACUGUUACACGCGUCGCCUUUGGUAGCAUGUUGAUGUUCCAACUCUUCCAUUUACCUGAACUGUGAUAAGACCACUGUGCUCAAGCCAUAGCUCCAAUGUUAAAGCCAUCUAUUGUUUUGACUUCUCUAACAGCAACAAAAGAAACCCGUUGCAUGCUGCUUGUUGUUUAUUGCCUACCUGUGUGAUUGUCUGGGUGAUGCUCCUAUUUAUCCAAGUUAAGUCAAUAAUGAACGUGGUUGAGCUGUGUAGGGUGGGCAGAACCAGGUCUGCAAGCUGGAGGGAGGAUGGGGCUUUGUGUCCACGGGGUUUCUUUGUGUACAUAGUAAUUCUGUGAGUGAACUGAGCCACCUGCUUCUCCUUCAGCAGCAAUAUGCUUUCUGUUGCUUUCUGUAUAGUGUUGGUGUAGGAAGAGUUACUUCUGAGAACAGCCUCCAGUGCCAUCAGUGUUGGCAGCUGCUCCAACAGCGUAGAAGAGAAAGGAGGACGACUCUAUCACAGGGGCCAAAAUAUGUGACUAUAUAUAAAUACCUGUAUUUAUAACCCUUCGUAGAUCCGUAUCUGUGCGAGCAGUGUUAUUUAAGAAGUUAGCAAAUAUGCUUACAGGAAAAAAGCUCAAGGCAAACUAGGUAUGUGCACAACUUGGCAUGUGCUGGCUCAUCCUAAGGAUCCCUGUGUGUGUAGAGGCUGAGGCUCCCUAAAUGCUGUCUCAGAAAUGUAGGUUACGAGUGAAACCCUCCAUCUGAUCUCCUGGAAUCCUUCUGAUCUGUCUGCUCUCUUGUAACACGCUCCUAUUAGUUCACCAGUUUGUGCCUUUAGGACUUAAGUUUUCUGCUGAAUUCCUUGGAAAGUAUUCUUCCCGUUACAAUACACUGCCUUUAAUACACAGUCUUCCUCUUUCAGCAGUAGGGAUGGCAGAUGGAAAUCUGUUCAGCUGUACCACAGCCCAAAGGAGAGCUGUCAGCCCCAAGGAGGACAGCUGAAAUUCAGGGGCACUGUGUUAAGUGGGCCUUGGAGAGGAGAGGUGGGAGAGCCUGGACAUGGAGUGCUCCUGCAUUGCAGAAGAUGAUGGAGGGAAGAAGCUUUCCAAAAAGCUCUCUGAAACUGGAGCAUGAAUAACGAGAUGUGGGAAGCAUUGAUCCUCCACAGCAAGAAGGGACAGGGAAUGUUUUGUUCUUCCUCUGUGUGUUCUGUCCAUUUUUCAUGGAGAAGAAUUAACCACACACCUCCUGCUUCCUUCCAAAAGCCGUUGCUUGGAGUAGCGGUCACUGAGAGUUGCUUGGGUUGUUGCCCACUGUCUUUCUGAACUGAUGAUAAAUACUCUGAAGCCGUAGCAGUGGCUUUUGGUUGCUGUCUGUCUGCCAUUUCCAAAGGACCCGAAGUCUGAAAGCUUUGCCUGGUGCAGUGUUUGAACUCCAGAGUGCUGAGAGAUGCCCUCUGUUGGCCAUUGCAGCUCAGUUCUUUAAUUAAGAUGAUUUCUCUCUCUCACACUUUGUUGCUGAACCUUGAGAUAUGGCUGGAUGUUAUCAGCACAGAAAACAACUCCUUAAACUGUACGUUCAGAGAAUGCUCAGCUACGUUUAUUGGAGUUUAUUGAACAGUUAUCAUUGAAGUGCUUAAAGAAACUGAACUGAUGCUUUGUAUUUCUAGGGCAGUGUAGGGGCCAGUUGUCUGUAUUCAUUCAGGUGGAUAUGGUCUUUUGUGGCAGGGAAGGAUGGGAGCUUAUCAAGAGCAGAAACACCCCCUGGCUGAUGCUGAGGUGUGUUUUGGGAAUGUCUGCAGUCCAUUGGGCUCCAGUUUGCUCUUCCAGCCACUUCUUCCUCUUCUCUGUUUGCUUGUAUGGCAGAUGGAGCUACAGCAGUGCCCUGAAGCAACCUGCCAGGGCCUUGUUUUCGUGUGUUAUGUGUAUGGUGUGCGUUGUGCUGUGCUGGGUGAUUCCUGCUCUCGCUGCAUUUGCUGGAUGCCCAUUUGAGGCAUGGCACUGCAGGAGGCCUGCAGGGCUCUGGACCAUCUGGCUUAGUGCAAGGGCAGAGGUCUCAGGUUUUCAUUAAGGAACUUACGUGUACUGAGCUCACUUCUUCCUCAGGAACAAACAUGCUGCAAAGUACUGACAGCCCUUGUGAUUCUUUACUUCCAAAAGGAAGCUGCAGGUAUCUGCAGAUCACCUCAUCCCUGUUUGCAUGGGAAAUGCUGAUUCUUCAGGAUGAGGUGCUGCAGAAAGUGACAUCUCAGUGACUCUGACACGCCAGAAACAUGGCUGCCAUGGCACUGCCAGCAGUGUUGCUGUUCAAUAGACUUUCCCAGUGCUGUGCAGCCUGCCUUGCUGCAAUGGGACUCGUUGGUGCUCACAUGUGGGUCCCAGUGGCUGCACUAAGGGACCAGCUGAGCUUCAGCCCCUUCGUCUUGUUCCAUCCUGGAGCUGGUGGUUUGCUCUGUGCUGACUUUCUGAGUCUUACCCUGAUAUCAACUUUUCUGAUCUCUGGAUAACAGGCAGAAUAGUUUCUUGGGCUUUCAUGCUUUAGCAUGGAGUGGCCGUGUUUUCUUUUCCAUUACGAAAAGGGACAGCUGGUAUUGUCUGUACCUCCUGCUGUGUGCUGCUUUGCCCCGUGGGUUAAUGGACAACGAACUGAGGGUUCUCUAUGAGAAGAUGUGUUGGGACUUGGAGUUAAGGAUAGGAGCAGUUUCCCUUCCAGUUUGUAAAGCAACUGGCAAGGACCCUACAGGGCAGCUGCUCAGUGUUUCCUCCAGUCCUGGAAUAAAGGGGAGAGGUUGGUUUCCUUGGCAUUCCUCCUUUGUAGGAAUGAGGUCAGACUGCCCUUGCCAUAUCUGUACCUUGGGGUUCCUCAGGAAGUUUCUAGAUGAAGCAUCUUUCAGUUUGCUUAAGUGUUGGUGAUUCAUCACUCUGAGAUGAUUCCCCUGUUUCAUUGGGUUUUCUUUUCACUGGCUGUGAGCUGAUGGUGCAGGCUGAGGUAGGAUGCCUUCCAGAAAAAUAUAUCCCAAAGCAGGGGGGUUACUGAUUCAUUUGGAAAUGUUAGGUCUCUGCUUACUCGUGCUGGUGACGUGGGAGACCCCGAUGUGGUGCUUUCUCAUGUGUCCCUGUUGGCAUCUCUUGGUUUAUAACACUGGAGGGAAGGGCUGCAGGCUCUGGGUAAAGGCUGCCUGUCCUUGGGGCAGUGAUCUGUGCCCCUCUGACCUUCUAGCAGUGGUACAUGGUAGUGUUGGAUCAGUUUGUGGGGACUGAGAUUACUUUCUUUUUAACUACAAUGCUCUCUUUUGGAACACUUUUUUGGCUUUGUAUUUUUUCUCAGAUUUUUCUUUGUAAAUAUGUACAUUUAUCAUUAAUAAAUAUUAUUGCAAAUCAGAUUCUACUUUCCACUGCUUAUUAACACCAAAAGGCCUAUGGCCUGUGCUGAGACUCCUGGGGUAACCCUCACUAUUGCCAAGCACCAGCAGCCCCUGCACCAAGCAAGCUCAUGCAGUGGGAUCCAGGUGUGGGUCCGUGAGCUGUGCCCAGUUGCAGCUGCACACAUCUGGUGCAGCUUCAUGCUGCUGUGCAGAGGGGCACGAGGGCUGUUGCUGCUAGCUAUGCAUGCUUGCAGAGUGGCCAGAGUAAUUUUAUUUGGGGUUAAAUCCAGCAUGAUGCAGAAUAACUUUGUUUGGAGAGGAGCUACAAGCUUCAGCCCUCUUGAAAAUACUUAAUGUGCCUCCAAAACUUCUCACUUCUGAGUCUGAAAGAUAGGUCCAGUCGUUUGCUGGAAACCUUUGGAGUGCAGAAGCAUCACAGGUCGUGUGUCACUGCUCUGCCCCUCCAGCACCUUCACUGCUCUGCUCUGAGGUGAGGAUUGUGUUGCACCAUUGCUGUGGCUGUGGACUCGCUGGGCUGGCACAGUGCAUCUCUGGGAGUCUUUCCCCUGAUGUUGUGUUAAUUUGAGGAGAAAAAUGUUCCCUUCUUUUUCUGUAAGUGAAGCAGCCACAUUUGUAAUGAACCAGCAUCGUUCUGCUUGGCAGUGUGAGCCUUCACUUGGCUUCCAGCUGUGUCCAUGGCCAGAGGUUACGCAGAGUCAUUUUAACGUUACCUCCCAGCUUGUGUUCUGUGAGGUUAUUUCCUUUUGGAGAAAUUUGGCUUGUGCUCUGUCAGUGGGCCCAGUGUCAGAACAGGGCCUGGGCACAGCAGAUGGAGCAGGCAAAGUGCAGCAGCACAGAGCUGAUAUGUGUUGGUCAUAAACCCUGACAGUAUCCACCUUCUGUCUUCUGCUGCUGCUAAACUGAAUCUAAUGCAGUGUUUGUAUUGCCACACGUGGCUUUUUUUUUUUUUUGCUGCAGAGGAGACUUGAAAUAAGAAAUGCACAGCAGUGAAGAGGAGCUGGAGCCCGAAGGAGAUGGGGGGGAGCAGAAUGUGGGGGGAGGAAAUGCUUUUGGAACCGUCUCCCUCAGCAGCCUGAGAUUGGUAACGCAGUGCUGAUCUCAGGCUUGUUUCACGUUGCAGGGUUGAUGCAGUGCAUUGGAAGUGGCUGCUGUGUGUCUGGUAACACCUUGGGAUUCUGCUUCACAGCAGCAAUUUGAUCUUUUUCUUCAGCUUAAAGCAUGCUGUGUAUUUUCUUGCUCUGCCUUUCACUUGGGUCAAAUUCUCUUUCCCCUUUCUGUUGUCUGACCAGGGCAUUGUGAUCACAGCAAUGGCAGAAAAAAGCAGUGGUCCAAAAACUGAAAUCCAUAGGGAAUGGCAGUCACUUUCACAUGCCAAGCUUUUUUGAACAGCUUCUAAACUUUCUACGUUCUGUCUUUAAGGCAAAGCAGUUCUAUAAGAUGCAGGAGGUAUUGUAAGAGAAGGAUGUCUUGUUUUCUGCUUAAUACUGUUUACUCAUAGUGCUUUGACAGCUGUGGGAUUGACCAUUCACCAUUUGAUCUGGGAGUUCUUCCUGGUGAGUGUGGUUCUCUGCAAAAGCACCAUUAUCUGCUCGUGCCUCUGUAGCCAUCACCCACACCAGUGGCCUGCGUGCAUCUGCUUGGGGAUAACCUAAUAACAAGCACCUGGUAACUGCUGCAGUGCCAGGGUGAGCAGGGAGGUGAUGGGAAAUAGGCACUGGGACUGAGAGCAUGAAAUGUUGUUACGGGGAGUUAGCAGACACUGCUAAAUUGUUUCUUCAUGCAGGAGUGUUUUCCAGUAGAGGAAAGGUGCAGACAGCAAAGAGUGCUUAUCCCAGGCAGUGCAAGGACGGCUGCUAAACGUGGUUGUGUCCUGAGCCAGAACUGCAGGUCCUCUGACAAACACAGGCAAGAAGAACACUUCAGAAAUAAUCCUUUCUGCCUCUGGUGUCAAAGCCUGUUAUUAAUUUAUCCCCAGUCUGAGUUACUCUGUGUCACUUCUUACACUGCGGCUUUCAGAAUCAUCUCUGUCCUCCUUUUCUGCCAACGUCGGGUGUGCAGAGGUCUGUAUUCAGCAGGGUGACGUUUCAGCUGCGUCCGUGUGUGCCUGAAUUUGUUUCUUCUGGGGCACUGCAUCCCUCCUUGUGUCUUCUUUAUGCUGUGCAUGGCUGCAAGCACUCCAUGUAGCGGGGUUGGAGCAGUCUGUGGGGUUGGAGCAGUCUGUGGGGCUCCAUGAGAACGUGCAAAUCAGAGCCCUCAAAGUAGGAAUGCUUUUGCAUUUGCAAAGUGAAGCAAAAUCAUGAUAAGAUCAGAAUGUGUAACAGAUGGCCAAAUUCCGAGUGAGGUGGAUUGCUGGGAUUGGUUUGGUAUGAAGGUAAUGUUUUCUUGCCUACAUGCAAACUUCAUUUAUAAACACAGGAACAAACAUGGUCACAUUGGAAAAAAUUGUGCACAAAUAGAUAAUUAUGUGUGGAAAGAGAGAGCUCCUAAUUAGCCUGGCUUCUUGAUAGCGGCGCAGGAAGGCAAGAAUAAAAGAACUUCUGUUGAGUUGAUCUUAUCAGGAUUUCAGUCUGCAUGUCUGUAGCUGCGCUGUGCUCUGUUGCAGAUGUGUGUGGCCACACCAUGCAGAUCAUUGCAGCUUUUCUGCCCUCCUGUGCUUUCACUAUGCGAGAUGCUUCUAAAAUGCAAAUGGUUUUUCUGGAUGUGAAAGGGAGCGGUGGAGUUGUGCUUGUUGUGUGCAGCUGCUUGUCUCUUCAGUCUGUCUGUGUUUGUGUGGCUGCUUGAUCUGCUUUGUUUUAACUGUGGAUUACAUUCCUCCUUUUGGCUGACCGGGUGCCCUGGCUGCUAUGGAAGGAAUCUUGCUUCUAAGGCACUUCCCAUUAAAAUCCAUCUCAAGAUGCUGUGAUUAUUUUGCAAGCUUUGAAAUGUAAAAUUAGGAUGUCAGCGUAUGAAUCCAGGUUUUAAAGCAAGAUUAAGUAAUUAGCAUUCAAAUCUGCUAACCUAAGAUUGUAUUCUGUUUUGUGAAGCAUUGCAGUAUAAUAUCUUCUGUUACACAGCAUGAGGAUGGGGCCUUUAAAGGUCCCCUUCAACUCAAAUGAUUCUGUGAUUCUGUGAUCUGUACCUUCUGGAAAAGCACGUACAGAAGAGGUUUGUAAUCAGAAACAGCACUUCCACAUUUAUGCAGCCUGAUCUGCCCAUCACAGCACUGAUCACCAUCACUUCUCUCCUGUUAAGUGGAUUUCCCUAAGCAGUAACCCAAGAACUUAACAGAAGCCCAAGAGGCUGGAAAUGGGAAUGGACAGAAUCUUACAGGUAAUCUGUCUGUUCCAUAAAGAAGCUGGGCACUGAAAAACACCCGAGAGGAAUGGGAGAAGAGUCCUUUCUGGGAGUUCUACUAAAAUAAGCUUCUAUUUGUUCUACACAAAGCAGUUUUGCUUCUUAAAAUACUCCUGAGCUGUGCCAUUAGAUGAUGUCAGUCAGGCUGAAAGCUUCUGAUGGAUCACAGAUGCAUUGUACCAAAUAACCCACGGCCUUCAGACAUCACUUUUAAGUGCAAGUUACAGUUUGUUGGUUGCCCAGAGUCUUCGUAACAGAAGGUGAUGCAAUGCUUUCUGUUCUUCUCCAUGCCAUUGCCAAAAUUAGAAUUAAAGGUGACAACAGUGGACGAGCCACACUUGAAUGAAGAUGUAAUCACUGUUGUUGGAUAUAGAGAUAUGUGCCUGUUUUUAUAGCUUGCAGAAGUCGUCUGUGAGGCUGUCAGUUACGGGUAAGAAGUAGCAGUAGCAUUGAUUUCAGUGGCAUCUCAUUCUUUUUUUCUCCUUGUUGCCUGAUGCUCAAUGAGGCACGUGUCUCAAAUUGUACUUGCAGGUUAUUUUGCCCUUCCUCAAAGGCAUCCUAGCAUGUCCACAAGAGAAACACCAUUUCUGGGGCAUGGCUGGGUUGCAGCCAUCGCUGGCACUGAUGAUGCUCUCCUAAGCAUAAGUGUGUAUAAUCUCUUGGGCAUCUGGAAAAAUAGCCCAUUUGUGCUUCAGCUCUGUUUUGCUCAUGUUGUAACUCUUCUCUUUUUGUCACUGUUGCUUUCCUGCUGGCUAGAGGGCUCCUGGAGAGAAGACCUAGUUGGGAACUUGCUAAUGAGCUGAAUGGAAGGCAGAGAGCAGCACCAGCUUUAGCCAGCUUCUCUGGCUUCUGACAGUCUCCUGAAAUAUCCCAGGUGCCAUAGAUGUGCUUGCUUGCUCCUUGGAGGGCUGCAUUGCUUUAUUCUGUUCUUCUCAACUGCACGCCAUCACAGAUGCCUGCUGUACGUGCAGGAGGUUUAGCUAUUGCAAAGGUUUCUGUUAUCCCAGAGGCCAGCAGCAAACUGGUUGCAAGGAGUUGCAUUCCCAGGUGCUAGGAGCCCAGCAAAGCACGGGCUCUGCACACUGGUGAUGCAUGAUCCUUCUGGUUUUUAUUCCCUUAAACUCCAUGUGCACAUUUAAACAGCGUAAAAUAUGGCAAGGAGUUAAAAGCAGAAUUGAUGCAUGGCUGCAGUGUCGCUGGUGGUUUUGUCUGUGUGCAGAGGUCUCCACUUGGUACAUUGAAAUUAUUCCUGUUUCCAAACUGGGCAAAGAGUGCGAAGCGGUGGUUCUUCAUUUAGUUUUGUUUUAAUGUUAAUGCAUUACACCAUCAUUGCAUGGAUUGCUGACCUACCAGGAGGCCUGUGUCAGUGAGUCCAUCACAUUUCAAAGGUUUUCAAGCUCUUAAAUGUUCAGAAUCCACUGCUGCUGCACUCACUGAUGGAGAUGCUGUAAGAGACCAAUGUUUUGCUUCAUGUCUUCCUGUUCUUCCUAACCCUCUUUCUCUCUCUCUCUUUCUCUCUGGCCUUUUUGUGUAUCCCUU